AUGGCGACUUUCAUGGUUUUGGAUCAAACUGAAGAGGACAAACUCCACGCGACGCGGCUUUUGGGUAUCGAAGAACGCCCCUUCAAACGAGUCUCCAAGCGCCUUCUUGCGCCCAGUACUCCUAUCAACUCUUUUCUUGCGCGACCGAGCUCGUCAAAGGACAAUGCGCCCACAGCAGAAUCCGCCGCAGACCAACGUGAGAAUUUCAUCCAAUCCCUGACACGCUUCCGCGAGGACGUAAUCCUCGACUUCGCAGCCUUUGAGUCCUCCAUCGCGCGUACCGAGUUCCUCCGCGCUGCAAAUACCCGUGAGCGCGAGCGCUAUGCUGCGGAAAAACUCAAGAUCGAACAGACCGCCAACGAUGUGCGGGAAAAUCUGUCACAUCUGAGAGUUCAGCUUGACGAGGCACAGAAGACACUCGCUGUUCGAAAAACAUACGAUGUGCUGGCGGAGAAGAUCACUCGAGACGAGAAGUUAAAAGUCACGAGAGCCGAGCAACAUGUCAAUCUCGAGAAACUCAAGGCUGAGAUCGAGGAACUAGAACGUGAGAGCGCCGAAUUGAAGGUGGCUUGGGCCGAGAGGAGGGAGCAGGUUGAACGAGUCGUACAGGAGGGAACGAGAUUGAGGAGAAUAAUAAGAGAUGAGAAAGAGCCAGAACCAGAGGGCGAGGAAAGCGAAGGUGAGGAUGGGGAAAGAGACAGAGAUGGCUUGUCUACCGCGGGCACACCAAGGCCUUUGGAGGAUGCCCCGAGUCCGUUCCCAGCUGGGAUCAGAGGAAGUGGCGUCUUGACACCUAGGUCGAAUCUGCGAGACGGACCUGCCAGCGCCGGAGGGGCUACGCCGCGGCGGAUGGAGGAGGAUGUCGAUAUGCAUGGUAAUACCAGGGUAUCCUCUGCGGAGGAAGAUGCGAGCAAGGAUGCUGCGGCAACUGCUCUUGAGAACGCUGCAGAUGACAUGGACACGACCUGA
This is a messenger RNA of Cladophialophora psammophila CBS 110553, 969 nucleotides long. RefSeq lists its product as uncharacterized. Gene Ontology annotation, cellular component: THO complex part of transcription export complex. The record is from RefSeq and is a predicted model, not a curated record. Gene Ontology annotation, biological process: mRNA processing. Bases 1 to 969 code for a protein of 322 amino acids. The transcript is spliced from 2 exons. NCBI's taxonomy places the organism in Eukaryota, Fungi, Ascomycota, Eurotiomycetes, Chaetothyriales, Herpotrichiellaceae.